AUGAAAUCGAUUCUCCUAGCUAGUCUCGCCGCGUGGGGCGCGUAUGCCCAGAGCGGAGCAUGGGGCCAAUGCGGCGGUAUCAACUGGUCUGGCCCUACGAGCUGCAUCUCGGGCUAUACUUGCGUUUACCAGAAUGACUGGUACAGCCAGUGUCUUCCCGCGUCUCAAGUCCCGACGACGACUACCAAGGCGCCAAGCACGACCCUGACUACCAGCACCCGCCCUCCCACGAGCACGUCUAACCCUGGAAAUGGGUCUAAGAAAAUGAAGUGGGUCGGCGUGAACCUUUCCGUUGCCGAGUUUGGCCAGGGUACCUACCCUGGGACUUGGGGCAAGGAGUUCUACUUUCCCGACAACAAUGCUGUCUCGACCCUUAUUUCCCAGGGCUACAACACCUUCCGUGUUGCCUUUGCCAUGGAGCGUAUGGCUGUCGGCAGCUUGACGAGUAACUUCGACCAAGGCUACCUGACCAACCUCACUGCCACGGUCAACCACAUCACCCAAAACGGCGCCUGGGCCGUCCUCGACCCCCACAACUUUGGGCGAUACAACGGCAACGUCAUCACUGAUACCAACGCCUUCAAAGCCUUCUGGGUUAAGCUCGCCACCCACUUCAAGAACAACGACAAGGUCAUCUUCGACACCAACAACGAGUACAACACCAUGGAGUCAUCUCUCGUUUUCGACCUCAACCAGGCUGCCAUCAACGGCAUCCGCGAGACCGGAGCCACCCAGUACAUUUUCGUCGAGGGUAACUCGUGGAGCGGUGCCUGGACCUGGACCCAGAUCAACACCAACCUUGUCAGUCUGCAGGACCCCCAGAACAAGAUUGUCUACGAGAUGCACCAGUACCUCGACUCUGAUGGCUCCGGUACUUCCACGGCGUGUGUUUCCAACACCAUCGGUGUCGAGCGUGUCACCGCCGCGACCAAGUGGCUCAAGGACAAUGGCAAGGUGGGCUUCCUCGGUGAGUUUGCUGGCGGCGCCAACGCCAACUGCAAGGAGGCCGUCACCGGCAUGCUCAACCACCUCCAGGACAACAGCGAUGUUUGGCUGGGCGCUCUCUGGUGGGCUGCGGGUCCCUGGUGGGGCAACUACAUCUACAGCUUUGAGCCCCCGAGCGGAACCGGCUACACGUACUACAACUCUCUGCUCAAGCAGGCCUAUCCAUGGACCUCCAAACCCCUCAUCGUCUUGGCGCCGAUGCGCCCGGUAUCCGGCCCGCAUCUUGCCGUCGCCGUCUCUCGGGCCGGGGGCCUCGGCUUCAUAAAUCCCAACGGAACACACCAAGGCAUAAUCGAUGACUUCGAAGACGUGAAGAAAUUACUAGAAGCGCAAGAUACAUCUAGUGACGCCCUCUCCAAAUUCGCUUCCGGCGGUCUGCUGCCCGUUGGAAUUGGCUUCAUCGUUUGGCGCGACGAUAAGCAGGUGGCGCUGUCGACGGUUGAAAAGUAUCGACCUGUCGCUGUCUGGCUAUUCGCACCACGAACUGGCCAGGGGGAAUUGGACGAGUGGAUAUCGGAAUUGCGCAACGUCUCUCCGCAGACCCAGAUAUGGAUCCAAGUUGGUACCUUGGGUGAGGCAACUGCCGCCGCAAACAGCAGUUCGCCCCCUGAUGUGCUGGUAAUACAGGGUACUGAGGCUGGCGGGCACGGAAGAACUAGUGAUGGACUUAGCAUCGUCACGCUGUUCCCGGAAGUGGCGAAUGCUAUUCGCGGCUCGGGUAUUCCUCUUAUCGCUACCGGAGGCAUUGCCGACGGUCGGGGAGUCGCAGCGGCGCUGAGCCUUGGAGCGGCGGGUGUCGCCCUGGGCACCCGGUUCAUCGCGGCCACCGAGGCUCGCGUUAAAAAGGGAUAUCAACGGGCGGUCCUUGACGCAAAGGAUGGCGCCAAGUCGACGGUCCGCACGACGAUAUAUAAUCAGCUCCGCGGAACCAACUGGCCAGAGCAGUACAGUCCCCGUGGAGUUACGAACCGUACCUGGGAUGAUUUCCAGGCCAAGGUUCCAUACGAGGAGCUGAAGAAGGCCUUUGAUGAGUCUACCAAAGCCGGGGAUGAGGGCUGGGGUAUUGAAGGGCGGCAGCCCACGUACGCUGGUGCGGGUGUCGGGUUGGUUGACACUGUUGCCGAUGCCGAAACAAUUGUCAACAAUUUGAGGAAGGAUGCGAUAAGCAUUGCAAAGGCAGUUGCAGAGUCCUUUGAAUAG
Scedosporium apiospermum is the source of this 2205-nucleotide messenger RNA. Its product is annotated as Xyloglucan-specific exo-beta-1,4-glucanase. The coding region runs from base 1 to 2205 and encodes 734 amino acids. The transcript has 3 exons. Gene Ontology annotation, biological process: glucan catabolic process. The record is from RefSeq and is a predicted model, not a curated record. Gene Ontology annotation, cellular component: extracellular region. Gene Ontology annotation, molecular function: hydrolase activity, hydrolyzing O-glycosyl compounds; cellulose binding; nitronate monooxygenase activity. Lineage: Eukaryota; Fungi; Ascomycota; Sordariomycetes; Microascales; Microascaceae.